CAAACCAAUUCUUCAUCUCACCACAAAAAUCUCUCUCUCUCUCUCUCUCUCUAAAAAACAAUCCAAUUCAAAAAACUUCGAAGCUUUCCCUCUAAUCUCAUUAAUGGCGCCGAAAGCCGAGAAGAAGCCCGCCGAGAAGGCCGCCGCCGCCGAGAAAGCUCCGGCGGAGAAGAAGCCAAAAGCUGGGAAGAAGCUACCAAAGGAGGCCGGAGCAGCCGCCGGAGACAAGAAGAAGAAGCGACACAAAAAGAGCGUCGAAACCUACAAGAUCUACAUCUUCAAGGUUCUGAAGCAAGUUCAUCCUGAUAUCGGAAUAUCAAGCAAAGCUAUGAGUAUCAUGAACAGCUUCAUCAAUGACAUCUUCGAGAAGCUGGCUCAGGAAUCUGCUCGACUCGCUCGGUACAAUAAGAAGCCGACGAUUACUUCUCGCGAGAUUCAGACUGCUGUGAGACUUGUUCUUCCUGGUGAAUUGGCUAAGCAUGCUGUUUCUGAGGGUACUAAGGCUGUUACCAAGUUUACUAGCUCUUAAUUUAGGUUUUAAUUGUGAGUUUUAGGGAUUAGGGUUUGGUUGUUCAAAUUUGGGUAAAUUUGGAAUUGAAUUAUGGUGGUUAUUAUGUAACUAAUCUUACAAAUUAAUGGAAAUGCUUUUGUCAAA
Chenopodium quinoa (quinoa) is the source of this 655-nucleotide messenger RNA. Its product is annotated as histone H2B-like. Bases 104 to 529 code for a protein of 141 amino acids. Gene Ontology annotation, molecular function: structural constituent of chromatin; DNA binding; protein heterodimerization activity. The transcript has a single exon. Gene Ontology annotation, cellular component: nucleosome. NCBI's taxonomy places the organism in Eukaryota, Viridiplantae, Streptophyta, Magnoliopsida, Caryophyllales, Amaranthaceae. Gene Ontology annotation, biological process: nucleosome assembly. The record is from RefSeq and is a predicted model, not a curated record.